This is a messenger RNA of Vigna angularis (adzuki bean), 3086 nucleotides long. RefSeq lists its product as uncharacterized. Gene Ontology annotation, biological process: dolichol-linked oligosaccharide biosynthetic process; glycolipid translocation. The coding region runs from base 1062 to 2618 and encodes 518 amino acids. Gene Ontology annotation, cellular component: endoplasmic reticulum membrane. Lineage: Eukaryota; Viridiplantae; Streptophyta; Magnoliopsida; Fabales; Fabaceae. The record is from RefSeq and is a predicted model, not a curated record. The transcript is spliced from 15 exons.
UGGGGGUGAAUAUCCAACAACCAUGCAGUGCGAUUCUUCGUAAACGAAGGAGUCUUGAGUCUGUUUAGCCGAUCUUGUUUUUCUGGGAUAUCCCACACCUUCAACAGUUGUUCCUUCUGGGAUUUGAUUAUUUCUUGGGGCUUCCGUUGCAUUUAUUUUUCACAAGUUUUUGUUUGGGGGGUAAAGAGCAACGAUCAAAUAAAUGAUUAAUACGGCACUUAACAUGCAACAGAACAGAACACGCGAAUAAAGUCAACCACCUAGUAUUGGUCUAUUUAUUGUUAAACUGUAAUGUGAAAAAUAAAUACUUUUGAAACUUAUAAUUUUACCAAUCAACUUUAUAAAAUAACUAUUUUUAUUUAUUUAUUAUUUUCCUAUCACGUCAAUUAAACUACCAAAUUUUAAAAUAUUUUAUCUCUAAUUUCAUUUCUUUUUUCUCAAAUUUCAUAUAUUUUUAUUUCUCAAAAUACGAAAACAGAAGAGAAAUUAAUUUUACUGUGAGCCGCAACAGUUAGUACAUCUUGACGAGAGAGAAGUUACCUUUCUAUUUUCUACGUCGCUUCUCUAUAUCUUCCACAUCUACAAACAAUACGCCAUUAAAUUUUAGAAUUUCAUUAAGCAAUACAUAAACUACAGCAUAUAGUAUUAAUGUUCCUAAUAGUUAAAUGAAAAUAUAUAUUCUUACUGCGAGCUGAAUAAAAUAAGUUUAUCUUCAAAACAAUAAAUUGAAAUUAAAACUAAAAUUAGAAUUGAAGUAAGGUAAACAUUUCACAGCAGAAGACACAAAAAUCCUACCGAAUGCAGGACCAUCGUGGCUCAGUACUUUCGUCAAACACCCUGCAGUAGUGGUGGAAGCCGCAUGAAAUAUUUUUAAAACCUUGAGUUGAUGACUUUUAUAAUUCUUCAAAGCUCAAUCCAUAAUCAAACGCUUCCGAGUUCCGAAGGCGCAACUCACAACUUCCUCGCUCUCGCCGGAAUUCAACAGAAUCGCUUAUUCAUCGUCCACCGUGUGGCAAACCUGAACAGCUGAGCUAGGAAUCAUUUUCAUUUCCGCAGUUGCAAUGUCAAAGAAUAAAGAUGCUACCAAUCUCUCACGCACCUUUAAAUACCUAUUAGCUACCCAGUUCUUGUCAAGAGGGAUUCCAUUUAUAUUCAAUACAUGGAUUGUAAGGCAUCUCACACAAGAGGACUAUGCGCUGUACGCAGUGCAGUUUCAUCUGCUAGUCACAUGUAUAUUAUUUCUUAGCCGGGAGGGCUUUCGUCGAGCAUGCUUGCGAAUGGACCUGAAAUGUGAUGGCAAUUCAAUGGGAGAUGUUGUGAAGCUAAUGAAAGUAGUGUGGAUGAGUUUCCCACUUGGAAUAUUUAUUACAAUUGUAAUAUGCCUUUUUGUCUUCUGGUGGCAACAAAUAAGUUAUUGUAGUCCACAUGGGCAAGCUAUCUUGAUCAAUGGUUUUGCAUGUAUUUUGGAGCUCUUGGCUGAGCCUGCGUACAUUCUCUCACAAAGCAUGGUUUUACUUGAAUUACGGCUGAUGGUUGAGACUAUAGCCACUCUGUUACGAUGCUUGACAAUGUAUUUUCUAAUCAGCAAGCAAACUGGAAUUGAAAAAUCAAUCAUAUUUGGUUUGUCACAGUCUGCAUAUGGAGCCAUCUUAUUUCUUGGUUAUUGGGGCUAUCUUUUGCUUUUCCAAAAAUUGAAGGUUUCAUACCUCUUUCCAUUCAGAAAAGGAAAACUGAUUGAUUUUGACCAGCAGCUGUCCAAGAUGUGUUUACUGUUUACCUUUCAAUCCUUUCGAAAAUUGAUCCUUCAGGAAGGAGAAAAGAUAGUACUUGUAUGGUUGGAUACACCAUAUAAUCAGGCAGUAUACGGCGUGGUGGACAAAUUGGGUAGCUUAGUGGUGAGACUUGUCUUUUUACCUUUUGAAGAAAGUUCGUAUGCAACAUUUGCAAGGUCUGCUUCAGGACAAUAUCCAGGAAAAAGCAAGAAAUUGGGAAAUGGCUUGACGGAAUCCCUUAAGUUAGUUUUGUUGAUUGGCCUUGUUUUUAUGGCAUUUGGUCCAAGUUAUUCUUAUUCACUCAUUAGAUUGCUUUAUGGUGAAAAAUGGAGUGAUGGAGAAGCGUCAACUGCCCUCCGUUGUUAUUGCUUUUAUGUCAUUGUUUUGGCCAUGAAUGGAACCUCUGAAGCCUUUAUGCAUGCAGUUGCAACCGAGAGCCAACUCAAGCAAUCUAAUGAUUCACUACUUAUAUUCUCGUUGAUAUAUAUAAUUUUGAAUGUCCUGUUAAUAAGGUUAGCUGGGGCUGUUGGCUUGAUAAUGGCAAAUUCUCUCAAUAUGACCCUGAGGAUUUUAUACUCUGCUAUAUUCAUAAAGAAGUACUUCCAGGGAUCUUCCUCAUUUUCUUUCUAUGAAUGCUUGCCGUCAGGAUGGAUUAUUCUGUUACUUUCAGGCAUAAUCACUCUCAUUUCUGAGAAUGUCUUUUUGGACCGAGAUAAUUUCUGGCCAUCAUUCAUGGUCCAUUUCUCUGUUGGGCUGGCUUGCUUCUGUGUGUCAUCAUACGUGAUCUAUUGCCGGGAAAAAACAUUCAUCAGAAGACUUGUUCGCUUUAAUGAUCAUGUGGACUGAAGACUUCUGCAAUAUGUCUUGGAGGUGUUUGUUUCUUUGAAACAGUUAGUUUUUUAAGACUUAUUAUUCAUGAUAAAUGACAAUUUUGGUGCAGUUACUGGAAGAUGAUGGAACGUCAGUUAGUUUUCUACGGGCUAUAUCCCAAGCAGCAGAAUAGUGGCAGACAUAACCUCAAAGGUUCAAUUUUUGGUAUAUGUAUAGUAUUUACUUUAGCCAUGUUUUUCUAUAACCUAUUGACAGUUCAUUGCGGUUUCUGCUGUGUCUAUUUAUUCAAAUUAUUGUCGGAGUUAAGCAGCAUGUGUGGUGUAUAAAGAUAGAAAAAUAGUGUUUUCUAUUAUUCCCAAAAUUCUUGCACACAUAUUUCGUGGAAUGUUUCGUAUUUCAUCUUACGAUAGGAAUACUUACAUUUAUUUUGAAAUAAAGGAGAUUCCGCAUGCGCUCUUCGUGCUAGUGGUCAUUAUGUUUAAA